Messenger RNA from Cyanistes caeruleus (blue tit), 2061 nucleotides. It is a transcript of the gene SPIC, whose product is annotated as Spi-C transcription factor. The record is from RefSeq and is a predicted model, not a curated record. Gene Ontology annotation, cellular component: nucleus. Gene Ontology annotation, molecular function: sequence-specific DNA binding; DNA-binding transcription factor activity, RNA polymerase II-specific. Gene Ontology annotation, biological process: cell differentiation; regulation of transcription by RNA polymerase II. NCBI's taxonomy places the organism in Eukaryota, Metazoa, Chordata, Aves, Passeriformes, Paridae.
UUUACUGUACCUAUACUCUCAAAAAAAUCCCUAGGCAAAACACUUCCCUAAAAUCAGCUAUUUAAUGCAGCCCCUUUGCCAGCUCUUUGCUGUGGGAAGUCAGUCUUUCUUUCAUUUCCAAAACCAGACAGAUUCUUGUCUUGUGUGUGGAACUGAACUUCUAGGAUUCAAGUCUUGAUAUCUAAAUAAUGAACUUUCCUGACCACGAUGUGCUGGGCCAGGCUUUUGAAGAUGCUCUAGAAGUGCUGCAGCAGCACUCUGACAGAGAAAUGCAGCAUCCACCAGGUUAUAAAAACUGCCUGACUGUGAUCAACCAUCACCACCACCUCCGAGCAAGUCCCAGCUACUGUGCAGCACCAUCUGUGGAGGAGCAAGGGUAUAACUGGAGAAAUGUGAUUAACAGUGCCACGGAUUUUUAUGCAGAUGAGGCUGUCUACCAUACACUGCAGAACACUCCAGAAAGUCAAGUGAUGCAUGCUGCUGCUAGCCAGCCAAAAGCAGGGAAAGGUAGAAAAAAGCUUCGACUAUUUGAAUACCUCCAUGAGUCUCUCUAUGAUCCAGCUAUGGCAAACUGCAUCCAAUGGGUGGAUAAGCCAAAUGGUGUCUUCCAGUUUGUCUCCAAAAACAAGGAGAAACUUGCAGAACUGUGGGGAGAGAGAAAGGGAAACCGCAAGAUCAUGACUUACCAGAAAAUGGCCAGAGCACUGAGGAAUUAUGGAAGAACAGGUGAAAUCAUUAAGAUCCGUAGGAAGCUGACAUACCAGUUCAGUGCUGUUGUUUUAAAGAGACUUGCUCCAUCUUAUUUCUUGGGAAAAGAAUCAAUUUAUCACCCCUACAUUCAGUCUAAUCAAGAAUAUCAGUGUGCAGAUGACUGGACCAGUUACAAUAGUUACAUGUACAACAAUGGUUAUGCCUUACAGCAUGCUAGCAGCUAGACUUACCUGUCACAUAAACUGGCCUUUGUUGACCAGCAAUACUUUCCAGCACAGAAACUCGUCUCUCUACAUAGCUUUUCCUUUAAGAUAUCAUACAAACACAUGAAGAGGAAGGUUUAAAAAAUUAUAUUGGCCUAGUUUUGUUCCUUUUGAAGUUAGUGAUAUAUGGUCAUUGCCUAUUGAAGAAAUCCAGCUGAUGUAGAACACAUACUAUUCUAAAUUAUACUAAUCAAAGGAAUUACUGUAGUUUCAAGCUGGUACAUUCAAGAAUAGAACCAAGGCUUUUUUGUCUGGUAGUGGACAUCAAAGAUCCCAUUGUGACAACACUCACUGGAAGUUUUAUGCAAAUCUCCAAUUUAGGUGUUUAGAAUUUAGGUGACGUACCAUGAUUGCUGCAUCCCUAAACUAGAAAGGGAAGAUACUUGCCAACUGUGUGGAGCUGCUGUCUUCUUUUUUCACCAAUGUUCUUUAUAAAAGGACAUCUUCUGAGUGAAUCCCUGGCUGAAUGAUAGGAGUCCACAUGAGGGUGCACCUGUUGAUCAAGUUCUUAAUCCUUAAUUACUUAAAUUAACAUAUCUUAGCACAAAUCCUGACACGUGGUAUUAGGAUUGCCAGGUGCACAUUUUACUGUUGGCAGUGGAUUCACUGGGACAUUGAGAGAGUUAGUAAAGGAUUGUGCUUUUGAUUAAUUUUUCAUUAAGUUUUGUACAGUUAUUCCCCCACUAAUAUGAGGAGCUCCACUUUUAUCCAGCAGUUCUGUACUGACCUAAAAAAAUAGCUUUGCCAUUUAUUUUAGGACUUAUAAAUUUAUAAAUAAAAUUUCACUUCUCCAGCUCUUUUUCUAAAUGGGAAUGUAGCUGGAAAGCUCAGUAAUUUUAGUCUCUUCCUGGGGAAGAAGAACUAAAUUUAGUCAAAAAGAGAGCAGUGUUCCCUUAUGUCAGGAUAAUACCUAUAAAUCUACUAUUCCUCAUACUUCUGUUACCUGAUCAACUUGUAUCUUCAUAUGAGUUGUCUUUUGUGCUGAAAUAUUUCCAUUCAAUUGUGUUCAGUUCCAAGUUCUGCAUUUUGCAGUGUGUAGGCCUGGAUAUUAAUAAAGACAAACAUAAUUUCUAUGGAGAAGUAUAAA